Gavialis gangeticus (Gharial) is the source of this 6012-nucleotide messenger RNA. RefSeq names its product uromodulin like 1 (gene UMODL1). Gene Ontology annotation, cellular component: extracellular region; cell surface. Gene Ontology annotation, molecular function: protein binding; peptidase inhibitor activity; calcium ion binding. The record is from RefSeq and is a predicted model, not a curated record. The coding region runs from base 1 to 4590 and encodes 1529 amino acids. The transcript has 23 exons. Lineage: Eukaryota; Metazoa; Chordata; Crocodylia; Gavialidae.
AUGGGGACUUACCAAAAGCAAAAUGGGAGAUUAAUGGCAGUAACAGGAAAAGAACCCAGGUGUCCUAACUCCCAGUUCAGUGCCUUAUCUCGUCUAAACAACAGAGUGCUCAAGGCAGAACCUGGAGAUAAAGGUCUUUCCCUGCUAGGCUAUCAUCUAUGCAACUAUAGUGUGACCAAAAAUGUCUUUAAAAUGGUUGCCUAUCAAAAGUCAUAUGAGAAAAACACCUUAUGUGGAGGAUGGAUUCCAUGGACGGUUUGUCCCAAAACUUACCACAAAACUGAGUAUCGUACUAUUGAAGUCCCUGAGACUGUGAAUCUUACAGAUUGCUGUGAAGGUUACGAGCAAGUUGGACUCUACUGCACUUUAUCCCUAAAUAGAUCCAGUGAAUUUGCCUCAAGGCCUGGUAUUUGUCCAGAGGAACAUAUGGAAACAUCAAAUUAUUCAUGCACAUUUGACACUGACUGUCCAGGACUUAAAAAAUGCUGCAACUCAUCCAUAGGAGCAGGCUGUGUUACUCCUUUACCAGGUGUUACAGAGAGGAACCUAAGACAAUAUUGGUUUAAUGCUUCAGUCCUUGUGAAAAUGGAUUUUAACGAAUUACACAGAAUAGAUCCAAGACUUUUGAAUCAUUCACGCCUUCUGCAUGCCCUGAUGACUGGUGCACUACAGCCCUUUCAUUCUUCAGUGUACCACAUCCAGACUGCUCACGCAGAUACAUACUCUGGAACAGUAAUAUCUCAUAUUCUCAUUGGAUUAUAUCAACCAGCUUCACUAAUGACAAUUUCUUCUUUGCUGAAAGACAUUAUGAAGCGUGUGUAUGAAGUUAUCGAUGUAGAUGUACAAGAUGUAAAUGAAUGUUCCUAUGUUGAACUCAAUGCAUGUCCCAGAAAAGAACUUUGCAGGAAUGUGGAAGGUUUUUACAGUUGUACAUGCGAGCAUGAACAUGUGGACGCAAACUCUAGCCAUCUGAGUGGAGGAUGUAAAGACAUGAUAGAGUGUACUUCAAGAUCAGCUUUGGAUCCAGUUAGUGCUAGCAAUAGUUCUGCCUCUCUAGAUAAUUCAACAAUUGUCCUGCCAAAAUCUGAGAACUCUACUGAUUCAGAAUGCUAUUCUUCUGCAAUUAGAAACCACAGAAUCUUCAGUGUUACUAGUAGCAGUUUUGAAGUAUCCUGGAGUGUGAAUUCCACUCUGAAUCACACUUUCCAAGCUGAAGUUUUCAAGGGCAAAGAUAUCUUCAAAAGCAUAGCAACUACAGAAAUGAGAGUGGAUGUGUCUGACUUGGAAGCAGGUAUAAUGUAUUUGGUGAAGAUAAGCUAUGAAACUUGUGGAAAAACCAUCAUCUCCCAGCAAAGUGCUAAAACUAAUGCCCAGAUAUUUGGGAUUACAAUAAGGAUCCUGAACUAUAACCUCACUGAACAGCUCCACAACACUAGUAGCUUGGAAUAUCAAGAAUUUUCAAGAUUGCUGCUUACUGAGAUUGGAAACUCAUUUCCACCAAAUAUUUCCACACUGUACGCAACUGGGAAGCUGAAAGUGCAAAUUGAAUCCCUGAAAGCUGGAAGUAUCUUAGUAAGGCUUAGGGUUAUCAUACAGGAUCCUGAAUUUUCAACAGAUGCAUCCAGCUUUGCUCCUGUGCUUUCUUAUCUGUACAAAGGUCCAGUGUUUUUGGUUGAUCAGCAAAACUCCUCAGUAGGAGAUUGGGAUGAAUGUGCAUUUCCUUCAGAGAAUGACUGCUCUAUGUAUGCUGAGUGUAUCAAUUCAGUGGGCUCCUAUAGGUGCCGAUGCAAGACAACCAUGGACACCAAUCCGUCUCGCCCUGGAAGAAAUUGUGAAGGUGAAAUUGUAAACCCUAUGACUGCAACAAUGCCCCCAGGUGCAUCAAGGAUUACAGAUAUACCUCCUGAAACAAGUACUGCAUUGUACACUACUUCAGCAAAUACUGAAAUGAAAACAAUUUUUCCUCUCCAUUCCAAUACAAGUACCACAUUAAAUGUACCUCAUGGGCUGCCAUCAAGUGGCAUGCAAGCAUCAGAUAGUCAUCUUUCCACCCAAACUCCUCCAGCAGCUUGGAGAAAGGGCAUGGCCUCUUCAAUUGGCUUUGGCAGGAACAAUAGCACAAUGGGUAUGGUGAGGGAAACAACCAUGGGAACACCAGCCAUGGUAACAGAGCAGUGGAAGACUGUAAAUGUACUAACUGAAAAACCCACAAGAGAGACUAUUACUGGUGUACCACAGUACCUGGCUACUACUACAGAUGCUUCCAUAGGCACAGCUGGGCAAGAACAUCACAAUUCACCAUCGUCCAUAUUGUCUACUACUGCAAGAAAUCAAACCUUCAGAGACCGACAUGCCCAUCUCCAGCUCCCUGGAGCUAGUUCUCAGGACAAUUCUAGAACAACUUUUCCCACUACAGAAAAUGUUGGAGUUCAUAAGCUAAAUUCCACAGUUGAUAAAGCGAUGGGCAGAGAGAACAACACUUGGUCUGAGAAAUACCUGAAAGAAUUCUUCUCAGUGUCAACCACAUGGCCUGACCUCUCACCUGCUUCCAACACAAUGAACUUCCUGACCACAGAUUGCAUACCUGCCCCAGCUCAAAGGAUUAUUCUCUCCAACGUGAGUAGCACCAGCUUUCAUGCAGCAUGGUCCACAGAAUCUACGCAGAAUCUUGUUUUCCGAUUUCUACUGCUUCGGGAAGAUCAGCUGAUAUGGGAAACUAAAACUCGCAGCAGACACUUGACAGUGACAGGACUGGAACUUGGGGUCUUAUACACAGUCGAAAUCAGGACGGAAGUUUGUAUGAAGGAAAGUAAAUCAGCACAUCAGAAAGUAAAGACCGCUUUUAAUUUUGCAGCUGCUCAAAAACUUAAUGGAACAGUAAGACUAACAAGUAUGGAAUAUGUUCAAGGCUUUAGCAAUGCAAGUAGUGAAGAGUAUCAAAACUUUACACGGCUGUUUUUGAAUGAAGUAUAUAAAUCUAUGCCCCAUAACCUUAUUAAGCAAAUGGAUAAUGGUACGAUUAAAAUGUCGAUUACCAGUAUUACUAAUGGGAGCAUCGUGGUAGGUUUCAGUUUAGUGAUAGCAGAAGAUCUGGACAUCCAGCACAUUGCCACAGCUUUCCGUGAUGCCUUUCAACACAGUUCUUAUUUCACAGUUGACAACAACAGUCUCUCCAUACAUGAUUAUGAUGAAUGCAAGAGAGAAGAAGAUGACUGUUCAGUGGAGGCAUCAUGCCAUAACGUAUAUGGGUCCUAUCAAUGCAGCUGUAAUGAAGGAUUUAUUGAUCUAAAUUCGGACAGGCCGGGGAGAAACUGCAAAGCAUUUUCUCCCAGUGGUAGUCCUGCAGCUACGGAUGACAAUCCUGCAGGCAGCACAGUUUUUCCUGUGGCACAUUCACUGCCUUGGGCACAUGUAUCUUCACUUGCUGCAGAAGAGUCCUUCGCUACUAAACCCAAAGUUCUGGAGCAUGCUAUGUUCUCUAGCUCUGCAGUACCUCAGGCCUCCCCAGACUCUAUGUCAAAUGUCUACCAUUCUCCACCAGUCACCCCUCUCCCAUCCAUUAACUCUGCCCAGAGGCUUUCCAUAAAAGAUGCUGUGAAGGUAUUCUGUGAAAUUGAAAAGAUUGUCAUUGCCAUUCAGAAGAAAUUUCUGCAGCAAGAAUCUAUCCCAGAAUCUUCGCUCUACCUUGGGGAACCUCAUUGCAAUGUGAGCUUCCGCAAUGACACCUCUGUUGUACUGCAGACGGGGUGGAACGAAUGUGGAACUGAAGUACAAAGUAAUCUGACUAACACCUUAGUGAAAACAAUACUUCGGAAUGAUAUUUCCUUGCAGGGAGUUGUCCACCACUUGAAGAUUGUGAGCCCUAUUCAUUGUGUAUUUCAAAAUGACCUCUUGACUUCAUCUGGAUACACUCCGGAAUGGGUUUACACCAUUUUUGAGGAUUUACAUGGAUCCGGACGCUUUAUUACUGAAAUGCAGCUGUUUGUUGGAAACUCUCCAAUACCCAAAAAUUUCAGCAUUUCUGCCAGUGAUGACAUACUGAUUGAAGUAGGAAUUCAUAAAGAGGGAAGCAAGCUCAAGGUGGUCCUCACUGAAUGUUGGGCAACUCCAUCCAAUAAUUCAGUGGAUCCUCUGUCAUUUGCUUUUAUUAACAACAGCUGUCCAGUCCCAAAUACUCACACAAUUCUCAUUGAGAAUGGGAACUCAAGCAAAGCUCAGUUUAAACUGAAGAUCUUUUCCUUUGUCAACAAUUCUGUGGUUUAUCUCCACUGCAGAAUUCGCAUUUGUGUAGAGACUCCUGAAAGCACCUGCAGGACGACCUGCAAUGGUGCUCGAUCCCUGAAAACAGGCGAAAUUAUUGCCACGCACAGAACUUCCUGGGGACCCCUGUGCAAAGCUGUUGUAUCUGAUUCAAAGACAAGAAAGGAGCCUGGGCUAGGAGUUGGGUACAUCAUCCUUAUUGUCAUCACUGUGUUUGUUUUUGUGCUGGCAGUAGCAACUGUUUUAAUUUUCCAAUACCAACGAAAGACUGGGAGAUACAACUUCAGAAUCAAAUCAGACAACUUUAGCUACCAAGUGUUCUAUGAUUAAAUAUUCCAAAGUUAUUGCAUCUGGAACUGGUCUCAUCACACAGACAGCAGUGGCUUCUCCCCUCUCAGCAGUUUGCUCUCAUUAGGCCUUAUGAUGGAGGCCAACGAUCAGUCACAAUACUGAAUCCUCCCAAGUUAUCAUGGGCUAUAAAAUACUACUGUAUCUGGUCUUUUUGGCUGCCAGGCUUUUUCUUCAGUGCCCUAAGAGCUUCCCAUAGGUGCAGCUCCAGAGUCGAGCCAUCUGGCCAUGUAGGUUUGUGUGUCCUCAUUCAGCUUUGUGCACAGCAUGUUGCCUUUAUUCUCUACCCAGCUGCAGAGUACCCUUGUUCAUGUCAUGUGUUCUGUUACUCUUGAAAGUUGGUACAUCUCUAACUAUACAAGGAAGCAAAUCAACAAAUCCCUGAAUGGCUCUUCUUUUUGAUUUUCAGUUCAGCUAUUUAGGUAAGGGAUACCCAUAACUUAGGCUUGCAGCAGAAAUGUGGGGGGUGGGUAUAGAAAUUGUAUGAAUUGAGAGACUGUAGAAUGGGUCAUGGCUGAUCAGCAACAAAGACCUGAAUUGCUCCACAAAAGUUUUUUUUCAGAGCAAUUUCUAGAAUAUAGAUUUAAGAGUUUUAACAGACUGAAACUACAGUGGAAGGAAAGAGUUUUUCAUGCCAGUGACCCAGGCAUGGCAACUUCCAUUUCUCCAGAUAUCCUGUUGCACCUGCUUGUCUGUUUUUAUUUUACUGAAUGAAGUCAAAUAUCCUUCCCAUAUCCUUCUCCUAAACAGAGAUCCAUUUACAAGUUCAAGUUCACCUAGAGUGUAGAAUAUUAUCUCUUGCUUUCCUCCCCAGAGCAGUUCUGUUAUAGCUGACUAAUGAUACAGCAGAGUAGCAUUUUACUUGGCCGAGAGCUUCUACAACUGUAGGGAAUUAGAUUGCAUGCUCUGUAGUAAACAGCAGUAGGCCAGUUUCCAGACUGGGACCAAAGGCCCAUUUACUUGCCUAUUGACUUUGGCAACAGAAUCAGUUAUUUGUAAAGGCACAGAACAACUCUCCUCUGCACAAAGGCAGCAUUAUUUCCCCUUUCCAAAAAUAUUUUAAAAUAGAUUUCCCCCUCCUUUUCUCUCCCAGAUCAGUGGCACCAGUUUCAGCUAUGUCCAGGACCAGGGUUUGGCAUUCCUUUUGCCACCACAGGCCAGUCAUUGCAAUCCAGGCCCUGCCACAGGCCACCUCCAUGUGCCCAUCUUGGGGAUCAGCAGAUGCUGUCAAAGGAACAGUUAGGAAUGUGGCAAAUAUUAGGACCCUUUAGAAGCCACAUCUGCAGCAGUGGAGAGAACAAACUGAACGUGGCAGACCACGGAAGGUCAUAGGUAGGGACUUACCGAAUUCACGAUUUCCGUGAAGUUCAGCAAUACCUGUGAAAUCCAUGGAAUCUGCGAAAA